AUGCGUUCGCUCCAGGGUGUCGUCCGCUCUGCGUCGCGCACGCUCCGGGCCACACAAUGGCGACCCCAUGAGCCAGCAUCUUUCCUCUCCGGCGCAAGUCGGCCGUUAUCGGCACAUUCGAAAGCACUCCAUACCGCGGGUCCGCGCAAGUCCUCCGCAGCAACGGCGACAUCGAGAGACUCGACAAACCCGGCAAUGUCCUUCCCCUGCCUCGAUGCCCAGGACGCCAAGUCAGAACUACUAUCUGCCCGGUCCUUGCAGUCGGGCCCCGAACCCUCCUACACGACGGGCCAGCAUGAACGGUUUCACUGUGAGGAGCCCUUGCUACUUGACUGGGCCGGUGUCCUGCCGGAGUUCGAUAUUGCAUAUGAGACGUGGGGUCAGUUGAAUGCAGACAAGAGCAAUGUGAUCCUCUUGCACACGGGAUUGUCGGCGUCUAGUCAUGCGCACAGCACAGUCUCCAAUCCGAAGCCCGGCUGGUGGGAGAAGUUUAUUGGACCCGGUCUACCUCUGGAUACGGACAAGUACUAUGUGAUUUGCACGAAUGUGCUGGGUGGCUGCUACGGCAGCACGGGGCCAUCCUCGGUAGAUCCCUCGGAUGGGCAGCGGUAUGCGACGCGCUUCCCAAUCUUAACACUGGAUGACAUGGUGCGUGCUCAGUUCCGUCUUCUGGAUGGCCUGGGCAUUCAAAAGCUGGCAGCAUCCGUCGGGUCAAGCAUGGGCGGUAUGCAAAGUUUGGCUGCGGGUGUCCUGUUCCCCGAGCGCGUGGGUAAGAUCGUUAGCAUCAGCGGCUGCGCUCGCAGUCACCCGUACAGUAUUGCGAUGCGGCACACACAGCGACAGGUGCUGAUGAUGGACCCGAAGUGGGCGCGAGGUUUCUACUAUGAUGCGAUCCCGCCACACUCGGGGAUGAAGUUGGCGCGAGAGAUUGCGACAGUCACUUACCGCAGCGGGCCUGAAUGGGAAAUGCGGUUCGGUCGUCGUCGGGCCGACCCCAGCAAGCAGCCUGCAUUGUGCCCAGACUUCCUUAUCGAGACAUACCUGGACCACGCCGGCGAGAAAUUCUGCUUGGAGUAUGACCCCAACAGUCUGCUAUAUGUGUCCAAGGCCAUGGACCUCUUCGAUCUCGGCCAUGAGCACCAGACUCAAACCCGUCGCCGCCGCGCAGAGGCCGAGUCUCGCAUUGCGCGCGGCGACGUCUCGUCGGAGGUAUCCGAUCCCGCUUGCAGUCUAACCCUGCCUGACAAGCCAUACGAGGAACAACCCGAGGCCACAGCCUCAGUUCCUCCUGCCAACCAGUCCGACCCCCCACAAGACCUAGUCAUGGGUCUCGCCCCUCUGAAGAACCACCGAGUUCUCGUCAUGGGCGUCGCCAGCGACAUCCUUUUCCCUGCCUGGCAGCAGCGCGAGAUUGCCGAGACCCUCCGUGCAGGCGGCAACACGACCGUCGAGCACAUUGAAUUGGGCGAGGACCUCUCGCUUUUCGGUCAUGAUACCUUCCUGUUGGAUCUUAAGAACAUCGGUGGUGCAUUGGGCCGCUUCUUGAAGUAA
Penicillium daleae is the source of this 1551-nucleotide messenger RNA. RefSeq names its product homoserine O-acetyltransferase family protein. The record is from RefSeq and is a predicted model, not a curated record. Lineage: Eukaryota; Fungi; Ascomycota; Eurotiomycetes; Eurotiales; Aspergillaceae. Bases 1 to 1551 code for a protein of 516 amino acids. Gene Ontology annotation, biological process: L-homoserine metabolic process. The transcript has 2 exons. Gene Ontology annotation, molecular function: L-serine O-acetyltransferase activity; homoserine O-acetyltransferase activity.